UCACGUGGCGCAGGCGCCGCCGCAGCGCGUCGCGAGCCCGGUGCAGUCUGUCCGCGCCGCUUACGGGCAGCAUCAGCCGCCGGGGCCGGGCGCGCGAGAGAUGCCGCCGUCCGAGUGCCGCAAGCCGGCGGGCCCGGGCUGCCGGAGCGGGGGGAAUUGAGAAUGGGCCAUCAACAAUGCUAGGUCUACAAUGGGAAGUGUCACGCUUCGCUAUUUCUGCUAUGGGUGCCUUUUCACAUCUGUGACCUGGACACUUCUGCUGUUUGUUUAUUUCAACUUCAGCGAAGAGACCCAAUCUUUCAAGAAUGUGCCCGUCAAGGGGUUGGAACCUCAAAAGCCACUUCCUAAAAAAUUCUAUCCCCGUUUCACUCGGGGUCCAGUUCGCGUACCUCAACCACAACGGAAAGACAGCAGUAUAGGGAAUUCAUUUGGAAAUCAUGCACAGGACCCAGUGAAGGAAGACAUGGAGCUCUCCCCUGAAAUGGGCAUGAUUUUUAACGAACACGAUCAGCAGGUGAGAGACUUGGGCUAUCAGAAGCAUGCCUUCAAUAUGCUUAUCAGCAACCGGUUGGGAUACCACAGAGAGGUGCCAGAUACAAGGGAUGCCAAGUGCAGAGAAAAGUCCUACCCUUCUGAUUUACCAUUUGCCAGCAUUAUCAUCUGUUUCUAUAACGAAGCAUUUUCUGCUUUGCUUCGGACAGUACAUAGUGUACUGGAUCGCACUCCAGCAUAUCUUCUUCAUGAAAUUAUCUUGGUGGAUGACAACAGUGAAUUGGGACCAAGACUUCUGGGGAUUGGGAAAGGUGGGAGCAUUCUUUGCUAUUCUCCCCACCUACAGAGCCUCAUGUGAAGCCUUUGUCCUCACUCUGUUAAAUUUGAUGUUUAACCUUUGCUGCUUUAAUUUGAUCAUGUGAGUUCUCCAUUUCCUGUAACCCUAUAGCCAUCUCUGCGUUGGGAUAGUAAAUCAAAUGAAGAAUAGUUUAGGCAAUAGUUUUUGUUCCUAUUCAUAAGUUCUUCUGUUUUUUGUGCAGCCCUGUCUCACUCCAUUUAUAUAGUAUUAUUCGGAUGACACAUGUUGAGUAUCCCUAACUCGCUAUAAGAUUUCCUUCAAAAUCAUCGCUCUUACUCCUUCCUUAGCAUAUUGUACCAUAUUUAAGACCAGGGACAGAUAGCAUCCUUGAGGCAGACAGCAUAAGGACCUUUGAUUUACUCAGCUGGUGUCUCUUCUAGAAGUUUUAAGAAGGCCUUAGUCACAAGAUACUGCUCUUUCAAUAUAUUCACUGUCUGCGAUGAUGUCAUGGUAUUUCACAGCUUUUCCUUCCCAUCCACUAUCCAUAAGAUUUAAUUGAAGUCUCAUAAUAUAUAAAGAUAAUAGCUGGAAUUCCAGUUGUUUUUGCACAAUCUCCCUUGUAAAGAAAUGCCUUGUUCAUGUGAAUGUACAGUUUUGCCCUCCAUGUACAUCCAGGGGUGCUGGAACGAGAGGUGCAGGGACAUGGUUUCCACUUUCAGCACGCCCACCAUAAAAAUGUUUCCAAUGCCCCUGCAUCCAUCUAUUAGACAGGAUGGUCAGGGUUGCAACCCCAGGCUUGGGGCGACCCUAAACCUCUAACCGCCAGAAGCCACCAACCCUCUCCUUGCUUCUAAUGAUGAGCUUGCUCCCCACAGACCGGGGGACACCAUCUCAAAGCAGCACCAGAUCCUGCCAGAACAUCAGAUGCAAAACCUGUAGAAACAUCUCUGUUGCUAUGAUGAUCAACACACCUUUCAAGAUCCAUGGGUCCUACACAUGUCUAUGACAAAUAUGUUGUACCUCACACAAGAAAAUAAGACAAAAACAGCCUAUCACCUGUAGAUGAACAUUUCACAAAGUGAUCACUCUCUCUAUCUGACCUCUCAGUCAUCAUUCUUAGAGGAAAUCUGCACAACACCUUCGAAAGAUGAUUCUGGGAACUUAAAUUCAUAACUUUGCUAGACACUAAAAAGUAUGGACUGAAUAGAGAUACUGGAUAUAUGGCUUAUUACAGCCAUCUAUAACCCACUAACAACUCCUCUUCCCCACCAGCUGCUCCCACCCCCGCCCCCCGUUCCUUUCUCCCCUAUGAUGAGAGAAUUGUUAACUGGCCACUUCAUCUUGAAUGAUCCUUAGAAAUGUGUUAACUAUUUAUGUUUAAUAAUCUGUUCCACCUUCUAUUUAGCUGUGACCAAGAGUAUGUUUUCCAGACAGAAAGAGCUCUGUGUACGCUUGUCUCUCUCUCCAAAAAGAAGUUGGUCCAAUAAAAGAUAUUGCCUCGCCCACCUUGUCUCUCUAAGGGUAUGUCUACACUGCAAUGUAAGCUCAGGGUUAGUGGGACUUGAGUCUGUUGACCCAUGUUGUGGGGGAACCCUGGGCGUGAGCAUAUACAUUGUAAUUAAACCCUAUUUUAAGGCUUUUCUUACCAUAGACCUCUGGGGCUCUGGCAACCACACUGCAGUGUGCAGACUCCAGUCAAAAUAACCAUAUCCCAGAGUCCCUAGCACCCCCUCACCCUCAGUCUAGCCGUAGGGCUGUGGUGCGCUGUGGGAAAACUUUACUGCCUGCCCUGCACAUUUCAGGAAGUUUGAACAGCCGCCAACACAGCCUGCUCAUUUUGCUCUGUGCUCUCCCAACUACCAGAGCCAACAACAUAGAGGAGGUGCCUUUUCAUAGAACUUCUCUUGCUUACGCUUUCACUCUUGUGUCAGGAAACUGGCAGAGCAACCAUAAGGUGCCAGUGGACCCUUCGGUGGUGGUUUCUGUCCCACCAAAGGUACCUGAUGGAUUUCCUGAUGGAGCAGCAGUAGGAGGAGGAGUACCCUGGCAUCGCAGACUCUCCCUGGCAAAGCUGCUAAUGCCCCCUGUGUAGAUGGCCGCUUCUGGUGCAGGCUCACAAGCACCGUCUGGUGGGACCACAUCAUCUUGCAGACCUGGGAUGACCAGCAGUGGGUCCAGACCUUUCAUGUGAAGAAAGCCACAUUUCUGGUGUUUUGUGCGCAGCUUGCCCCCACCUCUAGUGUAAAGAGAGAUACAUCGCCCUUGCCAGUUCCGAAGUGCGUUGCUAUAACCGUCUGGAAGCUGGCUACCCCAGACUGCUCCGGAUCCGUGGCCAGCCAGCUUGGGGUUGGAAAGUUGGCAGAGAGUAGAGUGGAGGCUGAGGUUUCUGAGGCAAUGAGGCGUGUGGUUUACUCUGAGGUGGCGGGCAUUAAAGCUAUUCCAGAGCUAAUUGCUGGCUUUAAGAGAAUGGGGUUUCCUAAUUGCCCCAGGCUGUUGAUGGGACUCAUGUGCCGGUAGCUUGCCCUCCUCAAGGAGUACCUAAGUACGUAAACUGCAAAGGCUACUACCCCAUUGUUAUGCAGGCACUAGUGGACUGCAGAGGCAGAUUUAUGGAGGUCAGUGUGGUCUGCACAGGAAAAGUCCAUGAUGCCAGGGUUUUUUACCACUCGGGAGUAUACAUUCAUGGAUAGGCAGGGAAACUGUUCCCACCAAAUGACAUUAACAUAAACAGUGAUACUGUCCCCACUGUUAUUGAGGAGGAUCCCACGUACCCCUUUUUGCCUUGGCUUAUGAAAACAUACCCAGAUUGCAGAGGCCCUGGCAAAGGAGGGUUUAAUUACACUCACAGCAUGUGUAGAAUGGCUGGUGAAUGUACUUUUAUCAGAUGAAAAUCCCGUUGGAGAUGUCUACAGACCCAUUUGGAUGCCGGUGUCAUCAGUGCUGUUCACAUCACUGUGGCUUGCUGUGCGCGUCACAACCAUGUGAAGUCAGAGGUGAGCCAUUGCCCCCUGAAUGGACCUAUGACAGGGAGGGUACCCUAGAUUGGUACCCUCAGCCAGAAAGUACAGCUACCCCUGCAGGAGCUGGCUGCACCCAGGCAGCAAGUCAGGGAUGCUUUGUGUUCUCAUGUUAUGAACUUACACGGCCCAAAGGAGGAAGGCAAAUAGUACCUGUACAAAUGUGCUUGUGGGGGAAAACUGGCUCAUU
Chrysemys picta bellii (western painted turtle) is the source of this 3997-nucleotide messenger RNA. RefSeq names its product polypeptide N-acetylgalactosaminyltransferase 11 (gene GALNT11). The record is from RefSeq and is a predicted model, not a curated record. Gene Ontology annotation, cellular component: Golgi apparatus. Gene Ontology annotation, biological process: protein O-linked glycosylation; regulation of Notch signaling pathway. Gene Ontology annotation, molecular function: polypeptide N-acetylgalactosaminyltransferase activity; Notch binding. Lineage: Eukaryota; Metazoa; Chordata; Testudines; Emydidae.